ACCCAUCUUUGGUCGCUCAGUAGAGCACAGAUCCUGUGGAGCAUGGACACGCCAGCAGAGGAGUGGCACGACACUGGCACCAGCAGCACAUUUAGCACUGAACAAGGAAUGAAGAAAAUGAGCAACAUCUAUGAAUCAGCAGCCAAUACCCUGGGAAUUUUUAACAGCCCAUGCCUGACUAAAGUGGAAUUGCGAGUCGCAUGCAAAGGCAUAUCAGACAGGGAUGCCCUCUCAAAACCAGAUCCUUGUGUCAUCCUUAAAAUGCAGUCUCAUGGCCAGUGGUUUGAGGUUGACAGGACAGAAGUGAUUCGGACCUGUAUAAAUCCCGUCUUCUCCAAGCUGUUCACAGUGGACUUCUAUUUUGAAGAAGUGCAGCGACUGCGGUUUGAAGUGCAUGACAUCAGCAGCAACCACAAUGGGCUGAAGGAAGCGGAUUUUCUUGGUGGCAUGGAGUGCACUCUUGGACAA
Empidonax traillii (willow flycatcher) is the source of this 468-nucleotide messenger RNA. RefSeq names its product copine-4-like. The transcript is spliced from 3 exons. The annotation marks the transcript as partial. Gene Ontology annotation, cellular component: plasma membrane. Lineage: Eukaryota; Metazoa; Chordata; Aves; Passeriformes; Tyrannidae. Gene Ontology annotation, biological process: cellular response to calcium ion. Gene Ontology annotation, molecular function: calcium-dependent phospholipid binding. The record is from RefSeq and is a predicted model, not a curated record.